Messenger RNA from Rubroshorea leprosula, 1424 nucleotides. The record is from the annotation of a GenBank genome assembly. NCBI's taxonomy places the organism in Eukaryota, Viridiplantae, Streptophyta, Magnoliopsida, Malvales, Dipterocarpaceae.
GAAUCUACUACCCAUUAAGUAGGGUUGGUUGUUUCGUGUUCCAAUCUCUUUGAUAUUUUCUUUCUAGGUUCGUUGAUCUGCCGUUGUUUCCGAGGUGAGUGCCCUCAUGAAAGGGGAGUUCCAGGACUGGGAAUUGCUGCAGAGUUCGGAUUCUGAUUUGGUUCCGGUGAGCCCGAUUGAGAUGAGGAAUCUGGAGGGAGUUGAAGGGGAAACGGAAGGUAUGAUAAGGUCUGAUUACUUUUCUCUUGAUAAUCAGAGUAGAUAUGCUAAGACUGUUGCUGUGGAGGGUGAUGUGAGUGAGGAGGGGUUUGUUGGGUCGGAUAAUGAGAGUUGGAUUGAUACUGGGUCGGAGACUAGGCGUGAGAGGAAGAAUUCAGGGGAAUUUUUGUCUGAUUCAGGUAGUGAUAGGUCUGAUGACCGUAAAUUUGGUGACUUUGAGGUGAAAAAUCAGAAAGACCAAGUGGGUUUUGAGGGAAUUGAGGAAAAGGAAACUAGGAGUGAGAGUUUGGGGAAAUUUGAGUUUGAUAAUGGUAAAAGUAGUGAUGUUGAUACGAAAAAUGAAUUGGGUUUUGUUGAAAAUGUGAAAAGUAGUGGAGGAUCCGGUGAAAUUCAAGUUCAUGAUAAGGAUUUGGACAACUGCUGGUCUGAUUCUGGUGGGGAUGGUUUGGUCUCGAUGAAAUUUAGAGAUGCUGAGAAAGAGAGUGGUAUUGAUAUAGGUGAUCUUGCAAACAGAACAGCUGAAUUAGAGGGCUCAGGAGAAUUUGAUGGUGGGAAUGACUUGAAUGUUGGGAUGGAAGAAUCUGUAGGGAAUUCUGCAAUCGUGAAUUCAGUUGGUGAUGAAGAGAAGAGGAGGGUAGAAUGGUGGAAAGUUCCCUUUGAGGUCUUGAAAUAUUGUCUGUUCAAGGUUAGUCCGUUUUGGUCCAUUUCUGCAGCAGCAGCCGCUAUAGGUUUUGUUAUCUUAGGGCGCAGAUUGUACAAGAUGAAGCAGAAGAGCAAGAGCUUGCAGCUGAAGGUUACCGUUGAUGAUAAGAAGGUGUCUCAGUUCAUGAAUCAUGCUGCACGUCUCAACGAAGCAUUUUCAGUGGUUAGACGAGGACCCAUCACACGACCUGCACUACCUGCAGGUGGGGUGAAUGCAUGGCCUGUGAUGAGUAUGAUGAGAUAAGAAUACUGUUGUCAGAAGAAAAUUAUCAAAGGAACUCUGUUUCUAGAAGGUAAACCCAAAUAUCUAAUAUAUGCCUUUCUUCGCUAUGGAUGUUUUUUGUUUCGUCACAAUGCAUGAACUCUGGCAUUGUUAAAUGUAUAAAUUCUAGACAUUGAUGGCUUUCCCAUAUUUAACAAUCUAUUCCCAAUAAGGAAUAACGUUUAUAUAUGCAAAUCCUUGCCAUGAGGAUUCUAGGUGCAAGGUUUCUGGUUCUUGAUUG